CUAGACCGUAGGACAUGAAGGCGCUAUAAAAGGACAGGACCUAGCCUACCCCGUACAGUCUCCAUUAGAAGAUCUUAGCCACAAACAACCUAACGAUGUUCAAACUGACGCUCAUUGUCGCCUUUAUUGCGGUUGCGCAAGCCGGCGUGAUCGCACCCGUGGUCCCUGUCGCUCACGUGGCCCCUGUGGUGGCCCACCCCGUGGCGGUGUCCCACACGAGCUCCGUGGUGCACCACGGGCACCCUAUCGUGCACGCAGCGCCGCUGGUGCACCCCGUCCCGGUCGUCCACGCCGCGCCCAUUGUACCAGUCGUCAGGCACCACGCGCCCAUCAUUGCUGUCCAUCAUUAAGUUUAAGGAGGAAGUACCCAGAUUACUUAGCUCAAAAUUAA
This is a messenger RNA of Cydia splendana, 391 nucleotides long. It is a transcript of the gene VAPp, whose product is annotated as A-kinase anchor protein 14-like. The record is from RefSeq and is a predicted model, not a curated record. The coding region runs from base 96 to 350 and encodes 84 amino acids. The transcript is spliced from 2 exons. NCBI's taxonomy places the organism in Eukaryota, Metazoa, Arthropoda, Insecta, Lepidoptera, Tortricidae.